This is a messenger RNA of Giardia duodenalis, 6756 nucleotides long. RefSeq lists its product as uncharacterized. NCBI's taxonomy places the organism in Eukaryota, Fornicata, Diplomonadida, Hexamitidae. The transcript has a single exon. The coding region runs from base 1 to 6756 and encodes 2251 amino acids. The record is from RefSeq and is a predicted model, not a curated record.
AUGGAAGCCACUCUCUUUGACCCCAAGAGGUGUCAGGGAGUGGACCAUGACAAUGGGGUAUUUGUGUCAAGUAGCAAGGGCGUAUCUUCUUCGGGUAAGAUGUUGAUUCCCAGAUGCCAACUGGUUAACGACGCACAUGGUUAUGACAUCAAGGCGGCAGAUGCCGUGGGGGAAGUGGCUUCAGAAUCAGCGCUCCCUUCUCCUAAGACAUGCAAUCUCUCAAUGGCAGACUUUACGGGCAGGGGCGUAAACAAGGACAGCUUUCCUUUCACGCCCCCGUCCCGGAGCCUUUCGUCUAGUGGAGUCACUUCACCUGUAUACUGCAAUCCCUUAGCAUGCAUGUCUACCAGACUCUCUCGUACACACCUGCGUAGCAAUCCAAAAAAUGUAAAAGAAGGAACAAUGUCUACAGGUAACAGCGAUUAUACUAUUGAAGAAAGUAGCUCGAUGCUAGCCGUCACCAAUGAGGAGCAAUACACGAUAGAGAUGGAUUCGCUAGUCAACCCGGACAUCUCGUGUACCAGUGUCUAUACCGAGUACGAUGACUACCUGGGGGAUCUGGAUGAUCCUGCACAGCUGUACGAAUGCAGACCCUACUAUAUACCGACCAACAUACGGAUCUCUGCUACUCUUUGUGGCUUGAUCUCGAACCUUACUGUUGACGAGCUGGAGGCACAGGCUCCGAAGCUUCCUUUGUUAUUUCCAAGUGGUUGUCACAAAGCCAAGCAUAUCUGGGGGGCAAUUUACCAGGAAGCCCGUGAAGUUCUCCGAGGAACCCAGGUCUCAUCGCAGCUUCCUCCCUUUCACCUGCUCUUCCCCUGCCUCUUUCCCGAACCUCUCUCCAAGCCCGAAGUAAUGGAGCUAUGGGUGCACAUUAUCAUUCUUUUGCACUACUCCAUUACUCACGAGGCAUGGUUUAGUGUUCUAACUGCUGAUUCCGAGAGUCCUCUGGAAUGUGACACACCCAUAGAUGAUUCUUUUACGGGUCUACGUCAGCUUACCAAUGUAGAGAGGUUCCUAGAGUGGCUACAUAUUGAGAGCCGACACACCAGUUCUUUGAGUCGUACUGAAAAACACAGUAUCUCUGGACUGCUUCUUAGGAAUAAAGCUGGUAGCACCGCCCCGAGCAUCCCUAAGGCCUCCAGCUCAAGUCAGCUUCUCUGGUUUCAAGGCGCACAGUUCCAACCUUGUCAACAGCAGCUAUUUGGUAAGUUUAAAGGAAAGACCAAGACUCCUUUGCCCGAUGAGCGGCUAGAUUCAGAGCGGGCAAGCCCAUGUCACACUAAUGGUUUGGUAGAUAACCCUGGUGCAUUCUACUUCGACACAGACCUGGGCACUAGUCUUCAGGGAUCAUAUGAAGAAAAGUGUGCAAGCACUGGAGCACAGAUCAGCCGGGAGCCUCGACGUAGCACUAUUCCAGACCAUGAUGAUAGAAGCAGCGAUCUUUAUUUCCGUGUGUUCUUUUCUGGUAUAUUUGGCCUCAAAUACCUUAAGCCCAUCAACCGGGGAGAUCUCAAGCUCUUAGAAGAAAAGUACUUCCGAUCUAUUGUUGUUGAUGGGAGCAUCUUGCUCCUCGUACUUAAGGCACGAGGUGCCUUCACGCUCGGCUUUUCAUUCUUGAUGACAUACAGGCUUCAAAGACUUGCACUGUCUUUGCACUGGGAAGAUGAGCUCCUACUCCCUAAUGUAGAGAUCCUCUUAAGUUCGCAGUCGCCGGCAGUAGAUUUGGACUUUGCAGACUUCAGUCUAAUCAAGCAGACGAAGCCCGUUUUUACCAAUAGAUCGUCUCUCAACGAUAACAGCGUAGAAUCAGACCCUGUGUGCGAAGAUGUUGGACUGACAGUAGACAACCUUUCUGUCUAUCCCAUUUCCUCGGACACCUCUCUUUCAGCGAAAGUGUUUAAUUCACGGAUAACCUAUGCCAUACAGGACGUGCUCGAGGGAGGGAUGUACGAUGUCCUUUCUAAGCUCACAGACUUGGACCUUCUGGCAAACAGGCCCAUCUCGCUCAUUUCUAAUAUGUCUAAGCAAGGCAGGAGCAAGACAGACAAUACAGUCUUGCGCUCUGUUUGCCAGACUGUCGCUAUUCCUAAGCUGAUAUGCUCCACAGAUCUGUUCGUUCUGGAAAGGAAUGUACUUCCAAUUGUGCAAAACAUGGACACCGACCCCACGCUUGUACAGCAUUUGAUUCGCCUGAUCGAGACCUUGCGGGCGCCACUAAACUUCGAGACUUCGUCUAGCCCCAGAACAGUCCAGUACCGCUACGCUGGAGAGAACAUCACCUUGCCGUCUGUUCCCGGGUGCUACCUUAUCUGCCAAUAUCUAUGCAAGGGACAUUGGCGUAUAUCCAUUACGCCACCUGGUCAAGCGCUGUCUAUUUUGCCGCGCUUUUUCGGGUUCUAUGACUACGUCUAUAUCAAGCCGGACUUCACUAGUGUGAUUAGCAAUCCGUUCCUAUCUCUUCUAUCUAAGGACUACUCAAGGGAGCAAGAGUGGCAUCGCAUAAUGAUAAUACCAAAGCUACGGUCUGCAAUGGUGCACUGCGCUGCAACUCCUGCAGCCAUCGCGGCUGUUGUCAGAACUUUGUCUGGUGUUCAGCGGCACAGGCAGAUUCUUAAGUAUCUUCUAAUUGAAAAUCUAUUUGAUCCUAUUCUAUCUACAGUUGAGUCUCCUGUCAUAGGGCCAGCGGAUUCUGGUUCAGUUAAGCUGAGCUUGAAAAAGGAAAAGCCUGGAGGUCUAAGGAUGAUCAACGUCAAAAGCAAAAAGGACAUGUCUGGAGCUGAAUCCAAACAUACCUCACCGCAUGCUGAGCACAUGGAAAUGCCUUCUAAUUUGCAGCAAUCUUUACCACUGCCUUUGCCACUGCACCCGGCGUCUCCACAUCAAGUUAUAUCUCCUCGUGUGCUCGAUAACGACAUCCCUGAAGUGAUCAAGACUCCCCCGAAGCUACAGAUGCCAGAACACGAUACGUUGGGGACACCAUACUACACCAGCAAGAAAAGAUCCUCCCACAUUAACCAUAUUGAUACCGAGAAUACGCAGUCUGUUGCAUCUGUGAUCAGCCGCACUAUCCCGUCGUGGAAGGUGAGCAGUGCGUGGUCCAAUCCGCCAAGCGUUACGUCACAGGAGACAGAGGUGAUUUCUAUGAUGACAACGUUGAAGAAAAAUGACAUACGCUCCGUGAUCACAUUCGAUCUCAUGCUGCCGCUCUCGACCUCCACGAUAACAGAUCUCCCUAAGCGCUAUGCUGAGUGUAUGCGGAAGUGUGACCGCGUUGUGAAAGCGGGGCUCACCAAUCUUCGUGUUUCUCUUCCACAGAGCACUAUUAGUUAUUACUCAUGUCUCAAGAAGACACCUACCACACUGACCACAGUGGGAUCAUCGGGCUCGUUAUCAUCGAAUUCACAAACUGCAGCUGCAAACCUGACUCCGAAAAUUCUGAUGUCAAACAUUUGCGACUGUACCACACCGACUCAAACACAGGCAGCUGGAGGAUCGCCAACAGAUAAGAUAACUCGUUUGCUUCUAGACUAUUCCAACAACAAGACAUGGACACUGUUACUGGAUGAGUUGUUCAUAAUACACUAUAAGUACGGCUUUGCAGGGGUGGUGCUUCGUGGGAUUGAUUACCCGUAUUUUCUAUCCCAGCCUCUACUGCCAUCCAUUAAGCUAUCUCUUCUAAGAAAACUUACCAUCGACAUCUGGUCGCGCGUGCCAAACUUGAUCUUAUUUGCAUUUGCUGGUGAUGCAACACAUGCCUGCACUCUGAUGAAGGCGGGAAUAAUACCUAUCGUGAGGGACUACAACAAGUGCGAUCUUAAUGAGCUGGACAGAUUUACCAUCCAGGGGAUGAACGAGCCCGUGAAUUUGACUGCAGAAGCCAUACGGCACUCCAUUGUAUCAGUCAGUGCUCAUAACUUCAACAGAUCAGCCUCUCAAGACCAACUUGUCAAUAUAUCGCAGAGCAAUUCAAGAGAUGGGCGACUAACCCCCUUCUUUAAGGAGCCAUUUAGUUUUCACUCCAUCUGUAGCAUGUUUCUCCACAAACCAUUGUCGCUUUUCACGAUAGAUGAUAUUAAUAUGAAAUCAGGGAUUGACGUUCACCGUGCCAUCGAGUCCAUGCACCGCGCAAACAAUACGAUAUCGUUUUGCAAGGCUAUACACAACACCAUGGCUGCACCAGAUCCGGCCUACACCAAGGAGUCAUUGAAGCAGCAGAAGCCGUCUCUCUACACUCAGAUGGAUUACCCUGCCAUCCUUGAUCUUCUUGGACAGAUAACCAUGGCGGAGUUUGUGCGGCACGUCUGCGUUAACGAUAUCAACCAGAUGUGUGGUUCCGGUCUCUGCUACGGCGUAUAUAAGGAUUCCCCAUCUACGCUGACAGUGAUAAUCUCAAAUGUAGGCAGUACACGUCCAUUUCUAGUCUCCAUCCCAGACAUUUGCACAAUAAUGGGUUGCGACCCCAUGUCAUUCAUUCAACUAACAUAUAGGUAUCAAGGGUCUGUGCGCACGAGUGUAGCAUACAAUGCAGUGUACGACGAGCCCAUUCUAAAUUUCAACAAGCCCCUAACAACAGACAAGACAAAUAGAAAAGGGAAGAAAACUGGCAAUAAGUCCACUACUCAGAGCAGCGACACAUUUGAAGGAGAGUCGAAAGAUGACGAACUGAUGCAUCCAUACAGAUCAUACACCGCAUCUCAUGUAGACCUCUCCAGCAUGACCAUGGCCGAUCUCCGCAGGACAUCCUACCUUAAUGGGAGCUACGACUAUUCAGUGGCCAAGUUUCAGAAGAUAAAAAUGUUAUCAACUCAUUGGAACUGCUCUAUAUUAACAGCAGGGGUUGUUGCAUAUGGUGGCGUAGUUGUUACGGCUCCCUCGUGUAGCAUCUUUGCGAUUAAAAUUAGCUUGGUUCCAGAUAGUGCCCUUCGGUUUGUACGGCCCACUAAAUCAGCAGAGUCUUGCUACGACUCGGAAUCCUUCGUUUGCAGCUUGCUUAAUGCCUUCAUGACAAGCGCUGUUUUCGCUGACAAGCAGGCAAUCUCAUCUACGAGCCAGUCUUUCAAGUUACAGCCUACGCAGCAUGCGUGUUCAGCACAGGAUCUAGAACUGUACAUCCGCGAUAUGUGCUGUUGCUUAACCGACACUAUUCUAUGCAUGUCUGACGCAGACACGAUUCAAAAGUCCCAGUCGGUGAUCAACGUAGUAGCACACUCCCAAUUUGCAGUGCUUCUGCUUGCUGCGUCUCACCGCUUAGUAUACCAUGAAGGCAAGGAGGACUCGCUGAUCUCUAAUAGUUUAUCACGGCAAACAGCAAAGCGUGGAGUCAGAAGUCUACUUCUCAUGAAGUCACCCUUGGGGAAGGAAAUUGUUGAAGCUAAAAGCCACACGUCUAACUUACCAAACGUUAAGAAAGGUAUAGAUAUGAUGGAGCUAAUGAGGAUUGUUCCAAGAUAUAUAUUAGAGCUCCUUGCAGGGGCACUUGAGGCCAAUUCCCCCACCAUAUGGUCAAUACCCAUGCACGCUCUUGUCGACGGGGCUCGUUCUAUCUUGUCGUUCUUAUAUCCUCACAUCAAGAAGUCUGCCAAGUAUUCAGAAAACAGGGACUCAUCUGGCCUGCUUCUUAAAAGUAUUCACAUACCCGACGUCAUUAUCAUUGCAUCUCGCUUAAGCAACUUUAUAGCAGUCAAAGCUCUUUUUCUAGCUGAAUCAGGAUACUCUGUCUCCCUUUAUGCGCCGCUCUAUGAGACCCCGCAAGGUCAAGAGUCUAUUCCGAGCCACAUCCUCGGAGACAUUUCAUAUACAGGUGAAACAUAUAGGAAUGAGUACCUUUGGCAUAAUUUCGGAAUCCAUUACCUGCGGAGGCGCCUGUCCAUGGGUACUACUUUGGAGGUCACCCUCCUGCAUAGCUUUGAGUUCUUUUACGACUCUCUUCACGACAAGAACAUCGCCCUAAAUGAUAAGGAGAAGUGUCUCAGCGAGAUUGUCAUAGAUGAAGAGACAAACAACGUCUACUCUGUCUAUAAAUACAAAGAACACAUUGUUUAUAACGACAGCAGUGACGACCGGUCCAUAGACACACCAAUUAAUAAUGGUGGUGGACUGGUCCCCCUCCUUGAUGGAAACGAAGGACAGCAAUUUGCAGAGAAGUCUCUGUUGCGUGCAAAGGUCCUUGCAGAUUUUGUUAAGCACAAAUACAGACUCUACGAAAAUCAAACCGGAAUAGCCCCUCGGAUGAUCAUCUCUACACCCGGCAUAGGAGCAAACGCUGCACUGUCCCUGGCCAUUGCAUUUGGCUCACAACAGGUUCGGAGUCUUAAGUUGACAGACGGAGCCAACGAACACAGCACUUGUGACAUUGACGAAUCGUGCGGAGUUACAUCCGAGUACACAUUUAUAUCUCGGCCAAAGAUGGUGCUUUUGAUGACCCCGAACGUGCGCUCCCUUCUAGAGUAUAUGUAUGAUCUUUUGGGGGUGAAGUUUCUUGACUAUGGCAAGAUUUUCGACUUGAUUAAGCAGUUAGGCAUCCCAGACACGGGGAUCUUGGACUCUUUUCACCCUUACAUUCUGUACAAUUUGCGGGCCGCGGUACUGGACUUCGACGUCAUAUGCGGGGACUUUGAUUCAAUCAAUGUACUCAAGAAGACCCCGUGGAUCAGCUGGGCGCUCUCCAAUAAAGAAAUCGUCGUGAAUGACGAUGAGACUGCGCUCCUGAUCAAAUACGUUCAGUUAUUAACGGACCUCAUUGAAAAGCAGUGA